Molecule: messenger RNA, 4362 nt
Organism: Danio rerio (zebrafish)
Lineage: Eukaryota; Metazoa; Chordata; Actinopteri; Cypriniformes; Danionidae
Source: RefSeq, a predicted model, not a curated record
CUUAACCUCCCUGUUGCUGUGAUGGUGCCUGGAGUCCUCGCGCAUCACAGUGAGGCCAAUGACACACACACACCGAGCACUGAAUGAUCUCUCAACGGACACGCACGAUACAUUCAACCGGGAUGCUUUUAGAAAAGGGGCCUCUGAUGUCCCAUGUGUUGAGUGUUUAUCUUAUGUGCAGAUCAGAGCUGGAGUGGUCUCUGUGGAUGAUGCUUAACGCUUAGUCAGUGCUGUUGUCCUGCGGGGCAUGAAGGGAGUCACACAGCUGAUGUUAACAGGAAAGUUGUAGUUGAGUCACUCCAGUUUAAAUUGGAGAUUUAGGAUCCACUAAAAAGACUCGGAUUAGGAUCUCUGCUAAUCCCAGAGAGAAGACUAGAGCAAGUCAGAAGCUCAGAGAAAACCCCAACACAUGAACCAAAGAGAAGCAGUGACUCCCUGUUUGCCUCCUUUCUGACCGACAAACCAGCUGAAGAUGUUAAAUGAGAGGAAGCCCCGUACAAGAAGCCAGGGUCACCGACAGCCUCAAGGAGGCUUAUUAUUAUAGCAUCCAGGCAACAAUCACAGCCUUCAUCGCUCUCAAUGCUGAUCCUCGGGCUAUUUUUAUCGGUGACACAAUGCAGCAAUUAAAUGGGGCAUUUGUGAUGAGACUGGGGGAGAUGCAGGACUGAGGGAAGAACAGCACUGGGCAUCUGGACCACACUCAUUGUUUGCUCGUUUAUUUUUGGAUAUGUGUGUAACCUUGAGCUCAGAUGGGGCCGUAAUGAGCUAAUUUUGGGACGCGGCACAGACGUUCAGGACAACAUGUGAAGGUGUUGGUGUAGUUCCAGGUCUCCUGCCAUGAGCACUUCCCCCCAGUGGCGUGUGGCAGGAUGACGGCCGUGUAUCCGGCUGUGGGGGUCUCUGUCGGGGUCUCAUCCGUGGGCCCGCAGCGUUAUGCCCGCUGGAGCCGUCAAGACAGCUCUGACAUCUGCACAGAUGAUGAGGGGACUCAGGCGCGCCGCCUCACGCCGCUGGAGAAGCUCAAUCUGGACAUGUGUCAGGAUGAGAAGAUGGUCCGAGAGCUCACCGUGGGCCGACGCAUCGGCUUCUACAAGAUACGCGGUGAGAUUGGCUGCGGAAACUUCUCUCAUGUCAAGCUGGGCAUCCAUGCACUGACCAAAGACAAAGUUGCCAUCAAGAUCUUAGACAAGACGAAGCUGGACCAGAAGACACAAAGGCUGCUGUCCCGUGAGAUAUCAAGCAUGGAGAAGCUGCACCAUCCAAACAUCAUCCGCCUCUAUGAGGUGGUGGAGACUCUGACCCGUCUACAUCUGGUGAUGGAAUACGCCGGCGGUGGAGAGCUGUACACCAAGAUCAGCACUGAGGGCAAGCUCUCCGACAUCGACAGCAAGAUUGUCUUCUCUCAGGUUCUCUCAGCCGUGAAGCAUAUGCAUGACAAUAACAUCAUUCACCGAGACCUGAAAGCGGAGAACGUUUUCUACACCUGCAGCACUUGUGUUAAAGUGGGCGACUUUGGCUUCAGCACCGUCAGCCGUCGUGAUGAGACCCUUAACACGUUCUGCGGUUCUCCGCCUUACGCCGCUCCGGAGCUCUUUAGAGACGAGCACUACAUCGGCGUCUGUGUGGACAUCUGGGCUCUGGGGGUCAUGCUCUUCUUCAUGGUCACUGGCACCAUGCCCUUCCGCGCCGAAACCGUGGCCAAACUUAAGCGCUGCAUUCUGGAUGGGACGUACACAGUGCCUACUUGGGUGCCCGAACCGUGUCAGAAACUGAUCCGGGGCAUCUUACAACCCCAGCCUUCCGACCGCUGCAGCGUGGAGCAGAUGAUGGCCUGUGAGUGGCUUCAACCAGUGGAGUUUCCCAAAGCCAUGGAGCCCUUCAAACUGGACCCGCACCAUCUGGUUGAGUCCGGGCCGGGGGAACUAGAAGAGCACGAGAUAGAGGUGAGGAACGCGCUGGAGAUGUUUGGAAUCACCGCGGAGCACAUUCGCAACAACCAGGGCAAAGACUGCAGGAGCUCAAUCACUGGAGUCUACCGAAUCCUCUUACAUCGUGCACAUAAACGGCAGGCGGUGGAAAGCAUGCCAGUGGUUACUCAUGUAGUGAACGGGACGGACGCUAAGAAGGAGCGUCUGAAGACUUACAGGAGCCUUAGACAUACAUCUAAACUCUGCAUCAUUCUGUGACGCUCAGGAGAUUGUGGCCUACAGUAAUAUUGGCAAAUAUGGUGGUAAAUCUGAGAAAAGGAGGCCGGGCAAAAAUGCUGUUAUUGUUUAACCUUUUAAUCUUUUGCUUAAGGGGAAAUAUCGUCUCACUUUUCCCAUUCUUGCAUGAAUCCACAAAAUCUUAAUUUUUUGAAUACUUGUAAGAAUUACAGAGAUUAACUUUUGUCUCUCUCUCUCUCAAACAAAAAAAAAAGCACUUGGAGGCAUGCCAUAGGCGACGCUAUACUUAGUCAACAGUGCACGAGCAGGCAGCUUCCAGCAACUGACUACUUCCUGUGAUAUCCCUGUAAAUAAAACAGGGGAACUACUUUAGAUAAUGCUGAGUUCAGACUGCAGGACUUACAAAGUAGUUGUGUCACAGAUGUUUUCACACUGCAUGACUAUCUGGGGUAGCAUUCUGCAGCUGCUGUGUUUACACUGUAAGAUGGAUCGACAACAGGGGGUUUCAUACUGUAUGACUUUAUAAUCGGAGAAUCACCAACAAGCUUUGUCUUGGCAGGGCCGGAGCAAGCUGAACCGAUGUUUUAGGCCAGGGUUGGGAAAACUUGGUCCUGGAGGGUCAGUGUGCUACACCGUUUAGCUCCAACACUAAUCAAACACACCUGAACAUGCUGAUCAGCGUCUUCAAGAUCACUAGAAAUCUAUAAGCACGUGUGUUAGAUUAGAGUUGGAGCUAAACUGUCCAGGACACCGGCCCUCCAGGACUAAGUUUGCCCACCCCUGCUUUAGGCAAACGACCAUCACGACGCCCUAAACCCAAAGGUUAAAAAGGAAGUGAUCGGCUCGUGAAGUGAAGAGCAGGGUGGGGGGUUGGGGUGUUGAGGACGAAAGUGAGGAGCAGGGGGUAGGGGUGGUGUUGGAGUGGUGUCGCUAACGACCUUGGUCGCCUCUAUGGAUGCGCCGGCCCUGUGUCUUGAUACACAAACUACGUCUCACAACCAAAUGCAUGUGAGAAAUGACACGUAAAGUCACACAGUGUUCCUUAUGUUAUUAAUUACAUAAUGAGAAAAAAGUCUUCAGUGGGAUAGAAAAGGUACGUAUUUUGCUGACCUUUGAAGAGAAUUCGCAAUUUCUCUAUAGCUGUUUUCUUUUUUUCGACCCAGUUACAAUAUUUCUCAGAUGACACAUCAAACAGACAUGGGUGCUCCUUCCACUAGUUUUUCCUUCAUUUCUGUCCAAAUAGACCAAAAAUAAGCACUUUUAACUUCUCUCCCAACCUGCCGCUGGCCUGCAGAUACCUAUACUAGUGGACGCUGCUCUCUCAUUGGCUGUAGGUAAUCGCCGAUGUCCUUUUCAAUUAGAACACAUUUUACAUGGCAUGAUUUGAAGAUUUGAAUCACAGACAUGUCCAGAUAUUUAGCAUGCUAGACUCAUCGUUUUUAAUUGUUCACUCUGUGUGAUUGUUACUCACAUAAAUGACCACCAAUUUGCCUGUGAUUUCAGGCAUUUGUCAGGGCCUUCUCAAAACCUGUCAGCGAGUUAAAAUCGGGGAUAAAAUAAUGCAGUCUGAACUCGGCAUUAGAACCUUUUGACACACAUAGGCUGGUUCCUGGAGUGUUUAGUACAUCAUUGAUUUGCUGCUAAAUUCAAAUCUGCCCUCCUGAAAUGGGUGGCAAUGAGACAGAGAAAGACAAGUACAUCAAUACUUAUAAGUACUUUCAAUGAAAUAAUGUUUCAAAUAAUGGGGGGUUGGGGUUGGGAUGAUGAACUAUCUUAUGCAAUCUUUUAGCCAUGAUUCUUGGAGAUUUUUUUGUCCACUCAAACCAUCCUCCUGACAAGAUAAACAUACAUCCAGGCUUUUUCAUAACUUUUUUCAUCCUGCAGCGAGAGCAAAUUUUGAGCAAAUAAUCAAAAGUUUGAACAAUAAACACAUUUGUUUUGCACAGCCUUCUUCGCACAUAUGUGUAACUCACAGGAAUUAUAGUUCAGCUAGAUAUAUUUGAUAUACCUCUUUUGUUAUUGUUUUUAAUUGAAAAUGAGAUCAGAGAUGCCUCUAAUAAACUAGUCUUCUAUAUGAAUGAAUGGAGAGAGUGACUGUAAGAGAGUGAAGCAAGAGAUUUGUCUUAAUGUCUUGGAUGACACACAUUUUGUUCAUAAAUGUAAUAAAGUGCUUUGGACUGUACUGUUUUGAAAAUUC